Molecule: messenger RNA, 1947 nt
Organism: Solanum stenotomum
Lineage: Eukaryota; Viridiplantae; Streptophyta; Magnoliopsida; Solanales; Solanaceae
Product: putative disease resistance protein RGA3
Exons: 2
Coding region: 1-1947 (648 amino acids)
Molecular function (GO): protein binding
Source: RefSeq, a predicted model, not a curated record
AUGGAUAUGAUAAAUGAGCCAGGACGUUUGUGCACAUUGUUCUGGAAAAGUAAUAUAUCUGAUGAUAUGCUAUUGAGCUUUCAGUUCUUGAGAGUCUUAAAUUUUUCUGGAUCAGGCAUCGAGGAGUUGUCAGCCAAAAUCAGCAAGCUAAUAUACUUGAGAUAUCUUGAUCUCUCUGACACUAAGAUCAGAGCCUUGCCCAACUCCAUUUGCAAGCUCUACAAUUUACAAACACUUAGAGUCAGCAACUGUUUUCCAUCCUUUAAGUUUCCAGAAGAAAUGGCAAAUAUGAUAAGUUUGAGACACAUAUAUCGCAACUGUCAUCAUUACCUAGUACCUAUUCACAUGCCACUUAAUAUGGGGCAAUUGACUAGUCUUCAGACGCUACCGUUUUUCAAUGUUGGUUUAAAGAAGGGUCGUCGAAUAGAAGAAUUAGGUCGUUUGAAAAACCUUAGAGGUGAAUUGACGAUCUAUAGUCUCCAAUUAGUCAGAAAUAAAGAAGAGGCUCGAACAGCAUAUUUACUGGAGAAACCAAAUAUCUACAGGCUGGCAUAUAUAUGGUCCCAUAAUGAAUCAGAAGGCUGUGAGAUCAAUCAUGAGCAUGUGUUGGAUGGUCUUCAACCACAUCCUAACAUAAAAACCUUAGAAGUGGUGAACUAUUUCGGGACUAUAUUUCCUUCAUGGUUUAGUGAACGAUUGCUACCAAAUUUGGUCAAGUUGAAAUUAAGUGGUUGCAAAAGGUGCAAAGAAAUUCCAUCGCUUGGCCAACUGAAGUUCCUUCGGCAUCUUCAGCUGAUAGGAUUCCUUGAAUUGGAAUGCAUCGGACCUACAUUUUAUGGUGUUGAGAUAAAUGAUAAUGGAUCAAGCAGCAAUAAUGGCAAUAUCCAUGUGUUCCCGUCAUUGAAAGAACUAGUAUUGGAGAAUAUGCGUAGCCUUAUUGAGUGGAAGGGAGAUGAAGUUGGAGUGAGAAUGUUUCCUAGGCUUGAGAAGUUGAGGAUUACACACUGUCCACUGUUAAAAAGUACUCCAACUCAAUUUGAAAUCCUGCGUGAAUUAAAAAUCGAAAGAGUCGACAGUGAAUUGCCAUUGUUGAACUUGUGCAGCAACUUAACAUCUCUUGUGGAUCUUUUUGUUGAUCACGUGAAAGAGCUCACUUGUUUACCCAGUGAGAUGCUACACAACAACGUUUCUCUUCAACUCCUAUCUGUCUCAAAAUGUGAAGAGUUUCGUGAAUUGCCACAAAGCUUGUACAAUCUUAAGAUAUUGAAAAUACUCUCCUGCCCCAAUUUAACUUCUGUUCCUGUUCCCAGUGGAGAGAAUUAUUUCAGUUCUCUAGAGGAUUUGUGUGUCUUGGGCUGUAAGAACUUGGUUUCCUUGCCUUUACAUGUGGGGGAAAUGCCUUCACUUUCCCAUUUGGAUAUAUCACAAUGUCCCAAAUUGAUUAAUUUACCCUCAGGGGGCCUUCUCCAUCUCACUGGGUUAACAAAUCUAAGAAUCGGUCCUUUCUCAGAGAUGAUGGAUUUUGAGGCAUUCCAAUUGAUUUUUAAUGGCAUUCAGCAAUUGUUGUCCCUUCGUAGAUUGCACUUGUGGGGACACUUGCACUGGGAUUCUCUGCCUUAUCAACUUAUGCAACACUCUUCCCUAACAGACAUCCAUAUAUAUGAUUUCGGAAUCGAGGCUCUUCCUCAUAGAUUUGGCAACCUUACUUCUCUUGAAUCAUUGGGACUUACGAGGUGCAAACGGCUACGACAUUUGGACUUCUCAGAUGCCAUGCCCAAAUUAUGGUAUCUGUCCAUGUAUGAUUGUCCAUUGUUAGAAGCUCUGUCGGAUGGGCUCGGCAACCUUGCUUCUUUGGAAUAUAAGAAAGUUGCACCAAUAGGAGUGGCCCAAACUCCCAGUGGUUCAACAUUUCCCAUAUUCCACAAAUUCGACUACGCAGUCGGCUAA